AUGCUCGCCCUUCGUUCAUUGCGCCAAACACGCGCCGUCCCAUCUCUGCGUGCCCUCUCGACAUCCGCGGUCGUCCGCGACCCCAAACUCAAGGACCUCCUUGGCAAGUUCUCGGACCCAUCUUCACCCUUCUACCUCGCUCCCGGGGAGGUCGGCCCCGCCUCGCCUGAUGAUCACACCGUUGCGCGCGCUCUCCCAGGGCAGGAGCUUGAGGCGGCCGGGUGGACGCCUCCUGUUGUAAACCCCGAUGGCGACAGUGUCGACAUGGCCCCGCACCUCGACCCAAAGUUGAACCGCACGCGUGCAGCCAUUCACGAGUGGUUUGACUCCAACGGGUUUGAUCCCAAGGGUCGUCUCGAGUGGCCAGUUGCGUGGGGCGAGCAAGACAUGUUUGCCCACGUCAACAACGUGAGCUACGUCAGGUACCUGGAAUCGCAGCGCAUGCGUUGGUGCCAGACAUUGAAGGAGGACAUGGGUCCCGAGCUCACCGACGACUUUAUGAACGGCAGGCGAACGGGCUGGAUCCUCAAGGACAUCUCAGUGCGGUACAGGUACCCAGUGACCUACCCGGACACGGUCCUUAUGGCUGCCAAGAUUACCAACAUUGACCAGAAGCGCGCGACGUUCCACAUGUCUUCAGCAAUCUGGGCCGUCAAAGCCAACAAGCUGGCGCUCACCUCUGAUGCGACCAUGGUUGUGUACGACUAUGACAAGCUCACCAAGGGUGUCAUGACCGACCACAUCUACGACGUGCUCAAGAAGCGCGCCGGCGAGGUGUAA
Apiotrichum porosum is the source of this 780-nucleotide messenger RNA. RefSeq lists its product as uncharacterized. The transcript is spliced from 5 exons. Lineage: Eukaryota; Fungi; Basidiomycota; Tremellomycetes; Trichosporonales; Trichosporonaceae. The record is from RefSeq and is a predicted model, not a curated record. Bases 1 to 780 code for a protein of 259 amino acids. Gene Ontology annotation, molecular function: fatty acyl-CoA hydrolase activity.